Verticillium nonalfalfae is the source of this 1020-nucleotide messenger RNA. It is a transcript of the gene THG1, whose product is annotated as tRNA-His guanylyltransferase. The coding region runs from base 1 to 1020 and encodes 339 amino acids. Gene Ontology annotation, molecular function: tRNA guanylyltransferase activity; magnesium ion binding. Gene Ontology annotation, biological process: tRNA modification. Lineage: Eukaryota; Fungi; Ascomycota; Sordariomycetes; Glomerellales; Plectosphaerellaceae. The transcript has 6 exons. The record is from RefSeq and is a predicted model, not a curated record.
AUGGUCGAUGUCGAUUCGGAAUGCGACCCCUCCCCCACCAUCCCUCACUCACCUUCCUUUCGCAUUGCCCAGGGCCUAUUCGGCACUGACUUACACAAUCGCAUUCUCAAUUUGAGUCAGACAUCAGGCAUAGCUCUGGUCAUCGGCAGCACCAUGGCGAACUCUAAGUUCGAAUAUGUAAAGGCUUUUGAGCAGCCAGACACCCUACUCCAAAAUACAUGGGUUGUUGUUAGGAUAGAUGGGAGAGGUUUUACGAAGCUCUGCGCCAAGUAUGCUUUUGAGAAGCCGAACGACAAACGCGCCCUUGAUCUUAUGAACGCAGCCGCCAGGGCUGUCAUGACCGAUUUACCAGACAUCACCAUCGCCUACGGCAUCAGUGACGAGUACAGCUUCGUCUUCCACAAGUCCUGUACGCUGUUUGAAAGACGUGCCAGCAAGCUCGUCACAACGAUCGUCUCGACUUUCACAGCACACUAUAUACACUCCUGGUCCACGUAUUUCCCAGAUGCGCCGUUGACCUUGCCUCUACCCAGCUUCGACGGGCGGGCCGUCUGCUACCCUAGCGUACAGAACCUGAGAGACUACAUGAGCUGGCGACAAGUGGACUGUCAUAUCAACAACUUAUACAACACAACCUUCUGGGCCCUGAUCCAGCUUGGAGGUAUGGACAACCGCGCAGCAGAAGAGCUUCUAGCUGGCACAGUAUCGGGUGACAAGAACGAGAUACUGUUCUCCCGUUUCCAUAUCAACUACAAUAAUGAGUCUGAGAUGUACAAGAAGGGCAGUGUCGUGUUCCGAGACUAUGAACUGGUCGAGCCGGGAACUCACAAUGUCCAGGCAGAUGCAGACGCCAUUGCAGAGCCGGUCUCCAUGACCAAGUCCCAGACAGAGAAGGAUAAGAAGCGGCGGAACAAAGCACGGAUUGUGAUCGAGCAUCUAGAUAUCAUUAAGGAUGACUUUUGGGACCGGCGACCGUGGCUGCUAUCGAACAAGCCGGGCAAGGCACCAAAAGAGACCUAG